This is a messenger RNA of Emys orbicularis (European pond turtle), 1323 nucleotides long. It is a transcript of the gene LEF1, whose product is annotated as lymphoid enhancer binding factor 1. NCBI's taxonomy places the organism in Eukaryota, Metazoa, Chordata, Testudines, Emydidae. Gene Ontology annotation, molecular function: DNA-binding transcription factor activity, RNA polymerase II-specific; RNA polymerase II cis-regulatory region sequence-specific DNA binding. The transcript has 12 exons. Gene Ontology annotation, cellular component: beta-catenin-TCF complex; chromatin. The coding region runs from base 1 to 1323 and encodes 440 amino acids. The record is from RefSeq and is a predicted model, not a curated record. Gene Ontology annotation, biological process: canonical Wnt signaling pathway; regulation of transcription by RNA polymerase II.
AUGCCUCAGCUGCCGGGAGCCGGAGGAGGCGGUGGGGGGGAUCCGGAGCUGUGCGCCACAGAUGAAAUGAUCCCUUUCAAAGACGAAGGCGAUCCCCAGAAGGAGAAAAUCUUCGCGGAGAUCAGCCACCCGGAGGAAGAAGGAGACUUGGCCGACAUCAAGUCCUCUCUCGUUAACGAGUCAGAGAUCACCCCCAACAGCAACGGGCAUGAGGUUUCCAGGCAAGCCCAAGCUCAGGAAUCCUAUCAUGACAAAGGCAGAGAACAUUCUGAAGAAGGAAAACAUCCGGAUGGUGGUUUAUACAGCAAAGGCCCAUCAUACUCUGGUUAUUCUGGGUAUAUCAUGAUGCCAAAUAUGAACAAUGACCCCUACAUGUCUAAUGGAUCUCUGUCUCCACCCAUCCCUAGAACACUGUCUUUUAGUGUGUGUGAUCAAAAUACUACAUCCAGAAGAUUAUACUCGCUUACUUUGCUAUUAACCACAACCUAUGUGUCAAAUAAGGUGCCAGUGGUGCAGCCUUCACAUGCGGUUCACCCUCUCACCCCACUUAUCACUUACAGCGACGAGCACUUUUCUCCAGGGUCACACCCUUCACACAUCCCCUCAGAUGUCAACUCAAAACAAGGCAUGUCCAGACAUCCUCCAGCUCCUGAUAUCCCUACCUUCUAUCCCUUGUCUCCUGGUGGUGUAGGACAGAUAACGCCACCUCUUGGCUGGCAAGGUCAGCCUGUAUAUCCCAUCUCGAGUGGAUUCAGGCAGCCCUACCCAUCCUCACUCUCAGUCGACCCUUCCAUGUCCAGGUUUUCACAUCAUAUGAUUCCUGGUCCUCCAGGCCCUCACGCAACUGGAAUCCCUCACCCAGCUAUUGUAACACCUCAAGUCAAACAAGAACAUCCACACACUGACAGCGACUUAAUGCAUGUGAAGCCUCAGCAUGAACAGAGAAAAGAGCAAGAGCCGAAAAGACCUCACAUUAAAAAACCUCUGAAUGCUUUUAUGUUAUACAUGAAAGAAAUGAGAGCAAACGUCGUAGCAGAGUGUACUCUGAAAGAGAGCGCAGCUAUCAACCAGAUUCUUGGCAGAAGGUGGCAUGCUCUCUCCCGUGAAGAACAAGCUAAAUAUUAUGAACUAGCUCGGAAAGAAAGGCAGCUACACAUGCAGCUUUACCCAGGCUGGUCUGCAAGAGAUAACUAUGGGAAGAAAAAGAAGAGGAAGAGAGAAAAGCUACAGGAGUCAACGGCAGGUGGGAAAAGAAAUGCUUUCUCAACAUGCAAAGCAAAGGCAGCGACGCCGGGACCCCUUCUGGAAAUGGAAGCUUGUUAA